CAUCGUAAUUUCUCCUCUUUUCUGUAUAUCCAUCUAGGGUUUUUGUUCCUAAUUUAAAUUCCCCCAAAUUAAUGGCCAAGAAGAGGAAAUCCGAAGCCACGCGCCUCGAUGAGGUCGAUCGAGGGAUGUACACCACUUUCUGCAGCGCGGCCAACUCCCUCUCCCAACUCUACACGCACGCGAUGCACCAGCAGCGCCUCUCCUUCCAAGCCGGUGAACGCCACUCGAUGGAUAAGCUUUACAAUUGGAUAUUAAGACAGCAAGAGCACGGAAUUAGAGUGACGAGUGGCGACAUACUCGCAUAUCUGCAGAACGAACUUGAUUAUGGAACAGAAGAACCUCCCCCAUCCCCAAGGCUUCCCCUGCAGCAACCACAGACUAAUAAUUUAAUGCAGUUACCUCAAACAGGACUUCCCAUAUCUUCUAAUUCAUUUGGUCCUGCAACUGUUGGACAAGGACUUCGUGUAGGAAAUUCAGAUCAAAGUAAGAAUUCUGUGUUUUCAAAUGCUCUCUCUAGUCCAGUGCGUCGGACUCUCCAGCACUAUCACUUAUCACAGGGCGGUUUCUCCUCUAACAAUGCCAUACGGAAUAAUGAGAACAGCACCAAUCAAAACAGAGACACCAACCCAAGUUCCAACGACACAUCAAUGGAUAUGCAUUCUGACAGUCCAGGUCACGACUCUCCUUACUGAAGAAGUCAAAUGUAUGUUAUGGAGUCGGAGAAUCCCCUCUGGUGAUGAGAAAGCGAUGGAAUUAUGGUUUUGGUGGUGGUGGUGACAACGGUGGUGGUACUAAAAGAAGCAAAUUGAAAAGGGGAAAGUGUAAAAGAAGCCAAUUGAAGUGUGAAAAAAGGUGUUGGAAGUGCAUACUGCAUAGGUCCCAGUUGAAAAGGAUUAAAUAGUUUGAAUGGAGACAUAGUUUCUCCCCAUGUUUAUGUUUGUCUAGUAUUGUCCUGAUGAUUCUCAGUUUCUUGCGUUUUUGAAACAUCGAAUGUGUCGAAAUAUCCAAUAUAUAGAUAUAUUCAUUUAAAUUUUCUUCUCA
Messenger RNA from Salvia hispanica, 1041 nucleotides. RefSeq lists its product as uncharacterized. Lineage: Eukaryota; Viridiplantae; Streptophyta; Magnoliopsida; Lamiales; Lamiaceae. The record is from RefSeq and is a predicted model, not a curated record.